CCCAGCAGGUAUGAUCGCGUUAACGUUGCUCUUUGGGCUGUGCGCCCUGUUGAUACGGUUUGUUGCAUUCCGGUAUAAAAUGUACCGUGCCGUAGUACGUAUUCCUGGGCCUCCGGUGAAUUUUUUAUUCGGCAACGUACUGGAAUUGGCCAAAUACGACACGCAGUUGCUUUUUGAGAAAUUUAUUGAAUAUUUCCACCGCUAUGGAAAGACCAUCCGGCUCGACUUGUUCAACAAAUGUUGGAUCAUUUUUUCCUCCGCAAACGACGUCGAGAGCAUCAUAUCUUCCAACGAGUUCAACCGUAAAUCAUUGGAUUACAAUAUACUGCAAGAAUGGCUCGGCAAUGGCAUCCUGCUAGACCACGGGAACAGCUGGUUCACCAACAGACGGGCGUUAACAGGUGCAUUCCAUUUCAAGAUCCUGGACAGUUACGUGCCCAUAUUUGACGAGCAGGCGGAUGUGCUGGUGCGCAAGCUGCACAGCUUUAAGGAUGCACCGGUGGAUGUGUUUUCCCUUGCGAAGCUUUACACCUUGGACGUAAUACUGGAAACGUCGAUGGGCGUUCGCUGUAAUGCCCAGUUGGAAGAUUCCGCUUAUGUUCGGGCGGUUUCCAACCUUUCAGGUAUCACGUUCUGGAGAAUGUACAAUAUUAUGGGCUUCUCGGAUUGGAGCUUUCGAUUGACGAAACACUACAAAACGUACAAGGAGUCAUUGAGAAUCAACCACGAGUUUACAACAUCGGUGAUCAAACAACGGCGGGCAGAGCUAUUGGCGUCAUCUGACACUACAUCUGACGAUACAAAUUCGGAAAAAAGACGGCUCUCGCUGCUGGACAUCCUGCUGCGGUCCGACAUCACCGGUCGUCAGUUCGACGACCAGGAGGUUUAUAGUCAAGUGAACAAUUUUAUGUUUGCGGGUCAUGAUACAACGUCGAGCGCGAUCACGUUUAUUCUGUACGCGUGUGCAAAGAAUGGCGGAGUGCAGAAGCGCAUGCUGGAGGAAAUAAUGGACGUGAUACCGGACGAUCAACCGAUUAGUCAACAGCACAUCACUAAGCUCAAGUAUAUGGAUCAGGUGAUCAAGGAGUCAUUUAGAAUGUACUCCCCAGUUCCGUACUACUCGCGGCACAUCGAUCGCGACACUACCAUCAACGGAGUCCCGGUGCAGAAAGGUUGGACCAUCGUCUUCGGUGCUUACAUGAUGCAUCACAAUCCGGAGUACUUCCCGGAGCCGGAUCAAUUUCGACCGGAACGGUUCGAUGAAUCCGAGGAGAAUCGAAACCCGUUCGUCUACAUUCCUUUCAGCGCUGGCAGCCGAAAUUGUAUCGGACAAAAAUUUGCUAUGAACGAGCUUAAAACGGUUCUUUCGAAAAUUAUUCGCAAUUUCAAGGUUAUGCUUCCCGAGCAUGGAUAUGCACCGAAAAUGAAGAUGGACCUGGUCCUGAAGCCGGUCAACGGAAUGAAUCUUUGUUUCUUUUAUCGUCGAUGAGGAUUGGCACAAAUAGUAUAGAUGGCACUGCGUUCAAGUAAUUGUUUACGAAAGAAAUUAGACUUCACAAACUACGUAACAUUGUUACUAGUAUUAUUGGCAUAACCAAUUCUGGUUUAUUACUUACCCAAGACUACUAAAACCAAAUGUAAAACGUUAAGUAAUACAUUCCU
This is a messenger RNA of Anopheles nili, 1662 nucleotides long. RefSeq names its product cytochrome P450 4d2-like. Lineage: Eukaryota; Metazoa; Arthropoda; Insecta; Diptera; Culicidae. The record is from RefSeq and is a predicted model, not a curated record. The transcript has 6 exons. Gene Ontology annotation, molecular function: oxidoreductase activity, acting on paired donors, with incorporation or reduction of molecular oxygen; heme binding; monooxygenase activity. The coding region runs from base 11 to 1489 and encodes 492 amino acids.